This is a messenger RNA of Mucor velutinosus, 249 nucleotides long. RefSeq lists its product as uncharacterized. The transcript has a single exon. The record is from RefSeq and is a predicted model, not a curated record. Lineage: Eukaryota; Fungi; Mucoromycota; Mucoromycetes; Mucorales; Mucoraceae. Bases 1 to 249 code for a protein of 82 amino acids.
AUGGAUGGUGACGACGACUUCGAUGAUGGCGAUAUCAACAUGGCGGAAGCGGCCAAGGAGGCGGCAAGCAGCUCUAUACCUCUGGAUGAGGUUCUCCAGAAGAUGAGACGCCAACUCAGACUCCAACGUCGCAAGGCAAAGCAACUGCACAAGGACAACAAGGACAAGGCAUUACGCCCUCGUUACGGUGGAACGGCUUCAAAGAAGAAGGCUUCUACCAACCCCUCAUCACGUCAAAAAUUAUUAUGA